AUGCUUAUUGUUUAUUAUGGCAUUCGAAUAUUUCAUUUAAUUAUUUUAAUUCUUUUAUUUAAAUAUGGUAUUACAAUAAGUUCAUUGUCUGAUUUAACAUUACCAACAAAUUUAUGUACAACUAUAUUAAUACAAAAUAAAUCAUUUGGUGUUAUACAUAGUUUAAAUUUUUAUUCUGGUCAAUCUCAACCACCAAAUAUAUCAUGUUCAUGGAUAAUAAAUAAUUCUCAAAUAUCAAAAUUGUCAAAGUAUAUACUUUCAUUACGUGUUAUUGAAUUAGAAAAUGAUCCAACACAUUGGUCAAAUGAAUUAACAUUUUGGACAGGUAGUAGACAAAUAUCAAUUGAUGAUAUUAAUAAACGAACAUAUGUUAUAUCAACAUCAUCACCAUCAAUACAAAUAUAUUUUCGUACAAAACCACCAUUAUUACAAACAUUUAAUCCACAUAUACGUACUAAUUUACGUAUACGUCGUUUUUUAAUUGAAUUUAUUCAUUUUAAUAAUGAUUUAAUAACAAAUACAAGUGAAAAUUAUUUUCGUUGUUUAUCAAGUAAAAUAUUUAUACCUAAACAAUGGAAAUGUAAUUGUAUACUUGAAUGUUCAUAUGAAGAUUAUAGUGAUGAAGAUAAUUGUCCAUUAUGUCCAGUGUAUGAACCAUCAAAUAGUUUAUUAUGUCAAUCAAAUGAAAUUUGGUGUUUACCACAUGAAUCGAAAUCUUUUAGUGAUAAUUUAAUUGAAGUAGAUUAUGAUGAAGAUAAUUGGAUGUUAUCUCAUAUAAAUUAUAGUCGAAAAAUUGAUCCAAAAGGAGUUUGUAUUCCACAUGGUGAACAUCAACAAUGUUCAUAUUCAACGAAUACAUCAAAUUGUGAAAGAAUUCUUGCAUGGAGACAAGAUCAUGGUCAAAUUUUACUUAAUAAUUUAAUUCUUGAUAAUUAUCAAUCCUUAUGUUUUAUUAUAAUUGCAAAAGAAGAAUAUAAAAUAAAAUUAUUUAUAAAUCAAUAUCAAUUUAUUGAACAACGACCUGAUCUUGAAUUAAUUAUUUAUGAUGGAAGUGAACAACAAAAUAAAAUUCUUUUGUCAUCAAAUUGGUUAUUAAAUAAAGAAAUUAUUCAAACACGUCAACAUCAUAUAGCAACAAUUAUUAUUCGAAAACGUUCUAUUCAAUCAAUAUCAAUAAUAACUGAUCCACAUAAUGAUGAUGAUGAUGUUGUAGGAUAUUUAGACACAAAAAAAAGUAUACAACGACGUGAUACAAAUUUAGUUCUAUUAAAUAUAACAUGGUUAACAAGUAUUUGUCCAGAUGAUCAAAAGUUAUGUGGUGGUCAUUUUGAAACAAAAUGUUAUACAAAACAACAGCGAUGUGAUGGUAUUUGGGAUUGUAUUAGUGGUGAUGAUGAACUUGGUUGUUCACCAGAAUCAUGUCCAACAACAUUUGCAUGUAAUGAUCAUUUACGUUUACCAUCAGAUCAACCACGAUGUUUUACAUGGUCAGAACGUUGUAAUGGAAAUGCAUUUUGUGCUAAUCGCACUGAUGAAAAAUUCUGUUCGAAUUGGUGGUGUAAUUCAAAUAAUGGAACAUUUUUAUGUAAAAAUUUAAAUUGUAUUUAUGAAACAUGGGUUUGUGAUGGUACUGAUGAUUGUGGUGAUCAUUCUGAUGAAAUCAAAUGUCCAGUACGCAUACCUCGUCGUAUUGUAACAGCUGCAGUUAUUGGUGCCACUGUUUGUUCAACAUUAUUUAUCAUUGCACUUGGUUGUACAUGUAAAUUAUUUCAUUUACGUACAGCUGAACGACGUGCUACAUCUCGUUUACUUAAUCCUCAACGUUUUAUUGAACAACGUCGUCAAGAAAUUCAACGUGAACAAGAACGACGUUUAAAUCGACAAAAUAUAUCAACAUCAACAACAACAACAGAUAUAUCAAAUGAAACAAGACGAAUAGCACCACCAUCUUAUAAUCAAACAAUGGGUCUUAUGGAUGAAAAUGAAGAACGACAAGCAGCUCUUGCUGAACAUUUAAGACUUGCAGGUUUAGCUAAUUAUAUUACAUUACCACUUGCACCUGGUAAUCCAAGAACAACAUCAAGAUCAACGUCAAGACAUCGAAAUAGAAGACAUCGAAGACAUCGUCACCAUCAUCAUCAUCGACGAACACAUAGUGAAGGUUCACGUGUAGCUUUACUUGAACCAAAUCUUGUUAUUCCUAAUAAUGCCUUUCCUUUACCGUCCACAUCAUUAUCUUCAAAUCGUUUUAAUCGUUUUCGUGCUCAACUUUAUUCUUUAUUUACAACUAAUCGUAUAAAUUCAAAUACUAAUAAUAAUCAUAACAGUAUUCAAAAUAAUUCUCUAUCAAAUCAAUUUGAUAUAUAUGAACAUCAUAAUCUAUCAAAUACAAUUCAACCAAUUAUUCUUAAUACACGUUCAUAUUUAAAUUCAGAUUUUAUUCAAUCACGUGAACUUCCACCACCAUAUGUUGAAGAACAAUUAGCAUUAGUCAAUCCUACAAUAAAUUCAAUAUCAACGACAAUGACAAAUAGUCGCCGUAAUAGUAGUGGCGGUAGUGAUAUGGAAUCAACAAAUUCUAUGUCAUCAUCAUCGUAUCGUAUACGUAAACGACAAAUUCCAAUAAAUACAUUACGCGAUCGUAUGAGACAAUUUAUAUCAAAUUCAACAGUGCGAAUAACAACAGAUGAUGUAAAUCAUUCAAUACAACCAACUACAACAACAUUAGAUAUGAAUUUUGAUGAACAACCACCUGUUGCAUCUAUUGAUGAUGAUGAUGAACAACCAACUAGUGAUGAUCAUAAAAUGUUAACGCCUUAA
Rotaria sordida is the source of this 2820-nucleotide messenger RNA. The record is from the annotation of a GenBank genome assembly. NCBI's taxonomy places the organism in Eukaryota, Metazoa, Rotifera, Eurotatoria, Philodinida, Philodinidae.